AUGAGGCAAAAAGCAGAAGCUCUUCUGCGGCGAGCCGUUGCAGAUGGCUCCAUCUUGGUCGCCGAUCUGCAGGGGUUUCGCCAAAUGGAUUAUGCAGGAGUGGCGCGUAUCCUGAAGCUGGACCCAAAUCUUGGCGAGGCAGUGGUCGCCGUAAAACUGCAAGAAGUAGACGGGGGAACCCUCUUGGCCAUGCAGCCUCAAAACUUUGCGUCAAGUCUGUCCCUGACCAAGCCGGAGCAGGGUAAACGUCUGGAAGCCUUCUUGACAGCUCUUAAAAAGGUAUCAGAGGCUUCCAGCGAAUCAGAACAGCUGCAAGAGCAGCGGUGUCAGGCAGCUAGUACAGCCACCGAAGCUUCAGCAGCAGCUGACCUUGCAACUAAGAAGAAACGCACCGAGAACGAGAAGGCAGAGGCGGCAGCUGCGCCCAUCAAACCCAAGAAGGCAUCCAUUUCGAGAGGCCUUCAGGCCCCUCGAGUAUCCGGGCUCAAGAGGCCUCAUCAUGUUGCCACUGCUGCUGAUCCGUCAGAGCAAAAUGCUCUGCAAGAGGAGCGCGCAGACAUCCGAGCAGCUAAGAAGCAAAAGAAGCAGCGCAAGCAUAAAGAAAAUUGCAAGGUUGCUAUCGUCAAAAACCAGACGCACGGAGUUCGCCAACCACGUCAGCGGUCAGACAUGCCGCAGGAACGGCAUCAGGAGGCUCCACACAUUGCGGAGAAACCUCGCAUGAGCAUCAGGACAAGAGUGAUGUCUUGGGCUUCCUCUGUUAUUGCCCUUAAACGCCAAUUCGAUGAAAGUGUUGCGCGGCAACUUGCCAGGAAGAGCAAGCAGCUGCUCAUCUCCACGACUGGCUUCCCAGAAGGAGCAGGCGUCCAGGUCGAACUGCCGGCACUUGUACGACGACUUGGGCCCGUGGGAUCGACCCCUACCACCUUCGAGUGGAGGCCACAAGCCCCUGAGAAGGUCACACAUCUAAUUUGUAGCAAUGGACUAAUGCGGCCCACAGUGAAACUGUAUUUCGCAAUGGCGAGUAACUCGAUGCUUCUGAAGGAAGACUUCUUGAAGGAAGCCAAGAGGCAGAAAGCGUGGCCAGACCCCAUGCACUACCAGCGGGAUGAUUUCCCUUCUGUUGAAUUACGCGGCAAGUCUAAUUGGCUCCUUAGGGGUGUCCGUAUUUCCAUUGAGGGCCCCUACAACGACGCCGGGCUAUCGAAGCAUCAGCUGCAGUCUCUGGUUAUCGCUGCUGGGGGUUCCCUGGCGGACGAGGCCUCUGCUGCAAUCCGGCUACUGGCUGACGCGGAGACACUUCGCCGUCGGCAUGCGCGCGGGCUCUGUGCUCCAUCAAAAAACGGCCAAGGCCAGCUUAAUGUGUUCUCUACACAGUGGCUACUUGAUUGUAUUGCAGCGUGGCGGUACUUGCCAUUGGAAAAAUAUGCUCUCAGUCUGUCAGCCCCGCCGCAGCAAAUCUGCUCUGGAGACGGGCCUUCUGACGCAUUCGGAGGUGAGAAAGCGCCCAAGGGGCGAAGCAUAGACACUGUGCCGCUAGACAAAGCGGAGAGAGUCGAGAAGGGAACGCCACAGCCACCGAGUUGCGCAGGAGCCACUCCCUCCCUGCACCAAGGUGAGCUCACAGAAGGACCGCAGAGAGCGACUGGCAAACGCCGCAAUUACAAACGGCUGCCAACCGUGAGCCUUGAACAAGCAUGCGCCGACGUGGAGGCCCCAAGUGCGAAUGCAUCUUGCGGUGUCACACAUGGCCACGAAGAGGGAAGGCAGCAAGUUGAGCAAACCGCUAAACAGAAAAAAGCCACUAAAAAGCAAAACACUAAAAAGCGCAAGCAAACUUUGGAGAAAGAGACUCACGAAAGAGAUUCUCGCAAGCGUAAGAAGUCUGCCGCACAUCUUAUCAACGAAGUAGAGAAGCAGAGUGUAGUGCAACACCCGCUGGCUGCAGCAGUCAUGAAUACGGCUGAAUCAGCUCUUGCUGGAGAAAAUGGGAAAGAUCAUUUGAUGGGAUCACCAGCUUUCUCAAACAGUCCGUGCAGCAUCCCGGGUACGGUACGAGCUGGUGUGAAGGGCAGCACCGGGAGCGAAGCUGUAGCUGAAGAUGCAUUGGGCCCCUCUCCCGCUAUUUGUGACUACGAGGAAUCAGAGGCCUUUCAAAGAAGAAGUGACACCCUUCCCUGCGACGCAGGGAGUGCUGCAGAAGGAUUGCCUGCAACUGCAUUGGCACCAGAGGCAGUCACUGACAGCGCAGGAGCCCCUAGAGGAGAAUGCCCAGCUGACGUUCCCCAGGUUGGUGCUUGUGUGGACUCGUUGGAAUCCCCUGGGGAGCAGCUGGAGGUAGCCGGCCUUUUCGAAGCUGAAGAAGACGGAGAUGCUUCGGGUUAUAAUUUUGACCUUGACCAACCCUAUAGCUCAGGACCGGAUACGACUGGUGUAAUAGGCACCAAAGGCGGACCAGGCCUUACGCAGCAAGAGCUUUCCGGAGGGUUCCACGUCAACGAAAACGUGCCUUGCAACAACAGUAGCCCGGCAGACAGUGGUACCCCUCCACCUUUCAGUAUGAAAGUUUUUUACGCUUCACCAUCCGUCGCUUUGGCCUUACUAUCUGUUUAUUGUGUUUUGUACCCAUCUCUACAUUUCAUUUCGAGACCCCAAGCCAUAGUGCCAAUUACGUUUGCGGUAGGUUACAACGAAUUCACUGUCCACGCUGCUACGCGCUCUCGAGGCCAGAAUAGCAAAAUAGUUGUUGCAAUGGAUCGGCUUCUGGGUUCUGCAGGGACAACCCUCCAGUGUAGCGUUUAUUUCGCUUCAAGUCAGAGCGGCCGCAGUGGAACUAGUAGCAGUAUCCAGAAUCGGCCAUGUAUUGAAAGCAUGCUAGUACGUUGCCAAGCACCGAAGAAAUCCACUGAACACAUUUCAACUCAAAGACUGACUAGCAGCUUUGCGAGAAUGCACUGA
Messenger RNA from Cyclospora cayetanensis, 2958 nucleotides. RefSeq lists its product as uncharacterized. The record is from RefSeq and is a predicted model, not a curated record. The transcript has 11 exons. NCBI's taxonomy places the organism in Eukaryota, Apicomplexa, Conoidasida, Eucoccidiorida, Eimeriidae. Bases 1 to 2958 code for a protein of 985 amino acids.